This is a messenger RNA of Helianthus annuus (common sunflower), 2092 nucleotides long. RefSeq names its product asparagine--tRNA ligase, chloroplastic/mitochondrial. NCBI's taxonomy places the organism in Eukaryota, Viridiplantae, Streptophyta, Magnoliopsida, Asterales, Asteraceae. Gene Ontology annotation, biological process: asparaginyl-tRNA aminoacylation. The record is from RefSeq and is a predicted model, not a curated record. The coding region runs from base 156 to 1895 and encodes 579 amino acids. The transcript is spliced from 15 exons. Gene Ontology annotation, cellular component: mitochondrion. Gene Ontology annotation, molecular function: ATP binding; nucleic acid binding; asparagine-tRNA ligase activity.
GACCCAAACCAGUGGACUAAAAUUACAUUUAACUCUAUUUCAUAUUGAUAUAUCGUUAGAGAAAAGGCGUUAAAGAAAAGCAAAAUACGGGCCAAAAUUCCUGUAUGUGGUAAGCCAAGCCACAAGCAGCUACCUCAGAUAGAGUCACUCAACCAAUGGCUACGGCGGCCUUCUCACCCGCCACCGCAUCCCUCCGCCUCAAACCCUUCUCCUCCACCGUCCGCCUCCUCUCCUUCUACAACCACCACCACCGCCACCACUUAAACCCUAACAAACUCAAACACCAAAUCAUCCUCACUCCUCAUCACCCACCCAAACUCUUCCACUUCAACCACUCAAACCGUUACAUAACUAAUCGUCAACGCUUUUCCACCGUCGUAUCCGCCACCGUAUCUUCCGGCGAGACCGUAGAGAAGUUGAAAACUGAAUCUACUGAGGGACUGGUUGGGGAAUUUCGUAAGCGGCUGAGGAUUGCUGACAUUAAAGGAGGGGAGAGUGAGGGUUUGGAUAAAUUAGGGCAAACCCUAACGGUUAGGGGCUGGGUUAGAACACUUCGUGUUCAGAGCAGUGUCACGUUCAUUGAGGUGAAUGAUGGUUCAUGCGUUUCGAACAUGCAGUGUGUGAUUGACUCAGAUGCUGAAGGUUAUGAUCAGGUUGAGAGUGGGUUAAUAACAACGGGGGCAUCAGUCUGUGUACAAGGAGUUGUGGUACCUAGUCAAGGAAAGAAACAAAAAAUAGAGUUGAAAAUUAGCAAACUUGUUACGGUUGGUACAAGUGAUCCAUCAUUUCCCAUCCAGAAGAAAAAGGUCACCCGAGAAUUUUUAAGAAGCAAGGCACAUCUUCGUCCUAGAACGAACACAUUCGGUGCGGUAGCAAGGGUUAGAAAUGCUUUGGCCUAUGCUACGCACAAAUUCUUUCAAGAAAACGGGUUUGUUUGGGUCGCAAGUCCUAUUAUUACUGCUUCAGAUUGUGAAGGUGCUGGCGAGCAGUUUUGUGUAACCACACUGAUUCCAAGCUCCAAAGAAGCCAUUGAUUCUCCAGUUGAUGCCAUUCCAAGAACAAAGAAUGGUUUAAUUGAUUGGUCACAAGAUUUUUUUGAAAAACCAGCAUUCUUGACGGUUUCUGGCCAACUUAACGGUGAAACAUAUGCAACUGCUCUUUCUGAUGUGUAUACGUUUGGUCCUACAUUCAGGGCAGAAAAUUCUAACACAUCUAGACAUUUAGCUGAAUUCUGGAUGAUUGAACCUGAGCUUGCAUUUGCGGACCUGAAUGAUGACAUGGCAUGUGCCACUGCCUAUCUCCAGUAUGUCGUGAAACAUGUUCUUGAAAAUUGCAAGGAAGAUAUGGAUUUCUUCAACAAUUGGAUUGAGAAAGGGAUCAUCGAUCGUUUGAGUGAUGUUGUUGAGAAAAGCUUUGUGCGAAUGACGUACACAGAUGCAGUUGAAUUGCUUCUAAAAUCAAAGAAGAAAUUUGAAUUUCCGGUGAAAUGGGGAUGUGAUUUGCAAAGUGAGCAUGAACGUUAUAUAACUGAGGAGGCUUUUAACGGAUGUCCUGUUAUUAUAACAGACUACCCUAAGGAUAUUAAGGCAUUCUACAUGCGACUAAAUGAUGAUGGAAAAACUGUUGCAGCCAUGGAUAUGCUGGUUCCACGGGUUGGUGAGCUUAUUGGUGGAAGUCAAAGGGAAGAACGUCUCGAUUACUUGGAAACCCGCCUAGAUGAACUCAAGCUCAAUAAGGAGAGCUUUUGGUGGUACCUGGAUCUUCGGCGUUAUGGAACAGUUCCACACGCGGGGUUUGGAUUAGGUUUUGAAAGGCUUGUGCAAUUUGCAACUGGAAUCGAUAACAUUCGAGACACAAUUCCAUUCCCCCGAGCACCUGGUUCAGCUGAGUUUUGACAUUGAACAAGUCUGAACAGGUUCUUUUUUUUAAUCCGUGAACGUGUUUUUCUGGUUGUAACUUUUCCAUCUACAAGUUUAGACGUACAAAAGGGAAGAUUCUUUUUUGAUAAACUUAUUCGAUUAUUUGUCACAAUGUAUUUUCAAAUAUUUAUUACAAAAUAGUUGUACACAUGCAUGAUUACAGCUUAACCACA